AUGGCUCGAGAAAGUGAAGGCAUUUUGGUUUUUGGCGAACAAUCUGGAGCCUGCGACAUUGGUAACGUGAUGUCCUUCGACGGAGCAAUGAUUAUGCCAACAUCAACUCGGACGCUGCAUGCUGUAAUUGGGGACAAAUCACAGCGUUCCUUCAGUUUCAACCAGCACUCACGGCAGGCGGAUGGCCGCCAGAAGCAAUCUGAGCACAAGCGUCACGGGCCGGACAUGGAGCCAUUGAGUCCCACGAAGACGUCUUCUUCCCAGCAAUCCCCAUCUCCUCCUGCUGCAUCCGCACAGGACGGUACAGGACCUCAUCGUCCACCGCUCAAUUCGCCGCCAACGUCUCCCGCCCUCUCAUCAACGUCCACUGCUGCCGACGGCGAGGACCUCGGGUCCUCCCCAAUUUUGACCUCGCUACCCGCGCCAAGACUGCCCGAUCGAGCUCGGGAAAUUCUGAGAAGCCAAACCGAUCCGGAAGAAGAGGAGAGAUACGUGACAGCUAGCUGGGGCUCGCCCUAUUCAACUGAAGAGACGAACCUUAUCCGCCGCCAGAGCAUCGGCAGCGAUCAAUCCGAAGGCUCGCCAAUCCAUCACAUAGCCAUCAGCACUCCCUUUCUUCGCCCUCCUCCAGCGCUCUCGCUCGGACAGGACGAAUCGCACGAGCCAUACCUCAGCGCGGCACAAGUCCUCGCCAACCGCGCUCGGAGACCUGCGCGACGACUGACUGAAGAUUGGAUUCGCCAACACACGGCGGGGGACAAUUCAGAGAGUCGGCAUUGGUUCAGCGACGGAAGCGAGCACUCUUCACUGAGCGGCUCGGUAUCUGGCGACGAAGCUAUUUGGCACGAAAAAGAAUCUCUGCGAACCCCGAGAGCCCGACCACGCCUGACGCGCGCAUCCCUCACGGAACCUCGCUAUCCUCGAACCCGAUCCAGCGUCGAGACCCUCAAGCAAGAAGACGUGAAGCCUCGAGACGACACCACAAACACGAAGAUGGAGAGCCCCGAUCUCUCAAAGGCCGACUUGGCCCGCGACCUGCCAGACCUCCCAGCAAUCCCCACAACGCCCAGGCGUAGCGCGAGUGCCGCUGUAGGUAACACUGCGAGGACGCCAACCACACCAAUGAGGAGUGCAUCUGCAAGAGUGACGAUUAAAGAACCCAGCAUGACACCUCGGGUCAAGAAGAAGAUCCCGUGGAAGGGCAAGAAUAUUAUGGUGCUUCUUCCCAAAGACGAGGAACGCGGACGCCCGGGCCAAGCGCCCAAGCCACUGAACCAGAACGAGACUGAUGGCAUGUUCAGAUCGUGGGAGGAGCUUGGAUACGACAUCAGUGGUUUCGAUUUGGAUCUCGCAGAGGGCACGCACCAGGCCCCUACUGGGUACUCCCAGAGUCGAGACGCUUGGCCUAGCCCCGAGGAUCUUGUUCGAGAGCGUGCGCAACAUACGUACAAGGUCACAUUGCCCGAUCUGAAUGCUUGGAGAGACUACGUCAAUGAACUUAACGAGGCCAAAUUGCGAGCUCUUGGAGUGUCAUUCGGCGAUGACGAUCCUCCUGCGCCUUCAAUAUCGCCUGCAGUGUCACAGCCCAGCCGACAGGCCUCGGCGCAGUACCCGCCCUUGCCAUUCUCUCCGCCCUUGCCUACAUCAUCAGCGUCGAGCAAUCACGUUCAAGGCUACCCGUUUCCGUCACAAUUCAUGCCUGGUGGACGAUCUUCUGCAGGCCACAGCCACAGCCCAAGCAUGGCUUCUCCCGUUGGCUUUGGUAGUCACCCUGCCAAGUACAAUUCUCGACAGUCGAUUUCGGUUCCUAUGGGCCACUCGCCUUUCCAGAUGCCAGGUCAGCCAUCGCCGCUCGGCUGGCCAGGCCCGCACAGAACAGAUUCGCCUUCGUUGCUAAACGGGAUCCUGUCUCCCAUCUCCCCUUUCAUGCCCGAAGGGUUUGCGCCGACUGGCAGCCCUGCUUUCAAUGCGCACCAACGUCACCAGUCUUUGCAAUACCCCAUGAUGCCCCACCAGUUCAUGCAGCAGCAACAACAACCUGCGCGCGCAUCACCCCGGCUGCAAGAGGUACGGGAAGAUGAAGAAGAAGAGGAGGAGGAGCAGGCACUUGAAGAGACGCCCCUGAAACCCGUGGAGCCUACACAAAUCAACGAUGAUGACCUCCAGGCAGAGAUUGACGAGGCCGAAUACCACUUGGAGGAGCAGAUGCGCAAUGAGUUGGAGCACGAGGACUAUAGCCCUCACAACGAAGAAGCUGCGGCGGAUCAGCUGGCCAACUUCUCUCAACAGCAGCCUCUUGCGCAUGCCAGAGAAGCAUCGGUUCAGUUCCAGGCACCCCAGCAGCUCCCUAAGCAAUUCGGCCCUCAAGGCGGCGACGGUCCCGUUCUUCAUCACCCGCGUCCUCACAGCCGUGGUCACUCGUUGUCGCAAAACUUCUUCUCUCACCAUGAUGAGACCCGGCCUCGUGGCGACAGCUUGGCCGGAUGGCACGACGUUGACGCGCAGCGGAUCGAUGAGGCAGCGGAGAUCGAGACCAACCCUAGCAACCUCGGUACCCCCGUACAAGAUUUCAGCCUCACAACACUCUUGCAGCAGCACCAGCAUUCAUUUUCCACGACAAGCAAUCCGUGGAACGACGUAGCCUCGAUGUCAAGCAACUCUGGCAUGCCGAGGAGACCCAGCCAUGCCAGCAAGCCCUCGCUCUCUAAGCUCAACGUUAAGGCGCCCGAGUUCAAGUUCAAUCCUGGCCACGAGUCGAAGACGAGCUUCACAUUUGGUGCUGGUAGCAACAGCUUCCAGCCCUCAGUCUUCCAGGCGGGUGGCGGAUCUUUCGCGCCGUCAGUCACCUCCCCUUCGGCGAACUCGUUUGGUGCAGGGUCCAUCUCGUCCAAGAUUAAUGCUGCUGCCCCUGUCUUCUCACCCGGUCAGAGCGACUUUAGCUUUUCUGCCACUGGUCCCAAGUUUCGACCGGAUGCACCCGCCUUUACACCCUUUGGAAAUGUUUCGGACUCUGUCACCAGCCCUGUGUCGGGCAGCGAGAGUGCUGGCAAUCGCACUAGCUCGAUUUUCGGCAACAUCGAUCUGAGCCUUUCCGACAUUGUCAAGCCUCCUAAAAAGUCAUCGGCCGUCCCGAUUAUUCGUCCUAGCAGCAGCGAUAAGAACCAGUAUGAGUCCCAAGACGACCUUCCGGAUGAUGCAGAUGGUCGCUUGAUUGACGAAUCCCGGUUUAAGAGGGCAAAGGCGUCCAGAGGAGAUGAGGAUGAUGUUCCUCUUUUUGCUGAGCCGUCACCCGAACCCACAACAUUGCAGUCGCUCCAACCAAGGAAGGAGGAGCAGGAUGCCUCUGAACUCAGAUCAGGCGACGAGCAAGCUUACACGCCAGCAGACACCACCGUGUCUUCCACCGUUGCUUCCGAGCACCCCGCCGAUUCCAAGGCUGUUACGGCUACUAGCCCCUCGGAUACUUCGCCUGACCAGCAGCAGCUGAACUGGGCACCCUUUGAAUUCGACUCGAACAACGAUGUCCAAAGCUUUGCCGAAGCUCGACCUUUUGGUAUCGACACGUACAAGAAGGGCCACAACAAGUCCCUUUCUGCCACUGCUAGAGCAUUCAUCCCUGGCGGCGGCUGGGCGCCUACUCCGGCAACUGAAACCGACGAGGAUGAAGAGGAUGAGCGUGACAGAGAAGACACUAUUGAGCCAAUCCUACCCAGCACCGAGGUGGCUGCCCCGGCCUCACCUCCUCGUGAGCCAUCUCCUCGGGCCCCGACACCUCCCAAAUUCGCCGCGUCCAAGGGAUUGGGCGCUUCUCGCUUUGCAAGCCCGCCAAAGACUAAGGGUCUUUCCGCAUCUCGCUUUGCCGCGUCUCCGUCGCCUGCGCGCCACCCCGAAGAAGAUUACGAGGAUUCUCUUGAAGAGGGAGAGAUCCCCGAGGACUAUGUGGUGUCUGAGACAGAGGAGUACGUUGACGAGCCUAAUGUGCACGAGUUCACGUUCCCAGCACAGACUGCGAUUGAUGCCACCAACGAGCAUCAUGAGCCUACUUUUGAGGAGAUUGAUGAUAUCAUGAACCACCUCCACCAGAAUGACCCGACAUUUGGUGUCAAUAAGGCCAACGACGAGGCCACCAGAUGGCAUCAGCCUAGCCCCAAUAGACAGAUCCAGGUCGCUGGCGUUACCAACUUGUCGCCCUAUAAGAUGCAGGCCGGCAGCCAAUACCGCAGCAGAACCUCCAGUCCAGUGCGUCAAUACCACGGUCUCCCCGCGGACAACUCGGCAAUGCCGACCACCGAGUUGGAGGAUCCUUUCGUCGAUCCUCCUUUGAGUGCUCAGUCAUUCGAUGCCCCCGUUACUCACUUGGUUGGCGAGGAGAGCGCUGCGCACAGCGACUGGGAAGGUGCUUUCAGCGACGAAGAGCAGGCCAAGUUGGAGCAACGCGUUCAGUUCUUCGACGGUCGUGUAAACGAAGCCGUCGGCGAUCUGCUUUCGGCUCGCCUUGGUCCUUUGGAGAAGACCCUGCUCUCCAUCAAGCAGUCGCUGCGUGGCGAUAGAAGAGCUUCGUCUUCUAUCCGUCGCAGCGUAUCUGCGGAUAUCCAACACAGCGACGCUGACGACGAGGACGAAGAGCCCGUGCUUCGUCGCUCGCUUAGUCCGCGCCGCGACAAGCGCAUGGAACAAAUCCGUGCAGCUGUACUCGAUGCCUUCGCCGUACAGCAGCGUGGUGCCGUUCCUGUGACUCAAGUUGCCGCACCUGUUACCGAUGAACCCUCCAGCACUGCUGUUCUUAAGGCUUUGGAGGAGAUGAGGGAACAGUUUGGCGCUUCCAUGCGCCUUGACUUCCGUGGCGAGGAUCUGCGAAACAUCGUCGAGGAAGCUGUUGAGAAGCGCAUGCCGACCCCGCCCCAGCAACCCACCGCUGAUCGCGAUCAUGAUGAGGCUGUCAAUAACAAAUUAAGUGAGCUUCAAGCCAAGAUCAUGGAUCUUGAGGAGCGCCUCUAUGUCGAACGCAGCAAGACUGAGAAGGAGGUUUCCGAUCGCCGCGCUGCUGAAGAUCUCGCGGCAGAGCUCGACAGAAAGCUCCAGGCCGCCGAAACUCGCGUCGAAGUCGAGAUCAUGAACAAGAGCAUUUUCGACCACCGCGUUAGCGAUCUCGAGGAUAAGCUCCGACAUCAGGAGGAGCGUACUCAAGCAGAGCUUGAUGGUCGCCGAAUCGCCGAAGAUAGACUCUCCGAGGUUCAGCGUCUGCUCCGCAUUGCCAGCGAAGAGGAGGUCCGCCUCCGUGACGACGUCGAGGAGCGGGACCACAAGCUCAAGGCCUUUGAACAGGCCGCUUCCAAGCAGACAAUGCGCAUGGCACUUAUGGAGGCCUCGCAGACGAACGCUACCCAGGCGCAGACUGAACUGACCAACAAGAUCAACGCCAUGGAAGACGAGUUCCGAGGUGUCUCCCACGAGGCUGGCCGCUGGAGAUCCGAGGCGGAGCGCGCAGUUGAGACCGCCCGCAGACUGCAAAUCGAUCUCACCGAGAUACUCCAGGAGAACAAGGCCAUGCAGAAGUUCAUCGACACCCUUGGAACUCAGCUGCAAGAGAACGAGCGCGUCAGAGAAAGCUGGCGUGCCAAGUUUGUCUCCCUCCAGGAAGACAUGGCAAAGGCUGCUCGUGAUAUCACUGAGGAGAACGCUCGUCGCACCAAGCGGGAGCAAGCUCUCGUCGCUCGCCAAGAGGUCUUGGAUGCUAAGCUCCAAGCUGAGGCCCGUACGCGCGAACGGAUCGAAGCCGAGAUGGAGAGACUUGAGAAUGGUGAACGCCAAGGGAUGCGCGCCGUCAAUGAGUGCAAGCGCCUCGAGGGCCUGCUUGGCGAGAUGAAAACCGAGAACCACAAGCUUCACCAGUCUGCUAUGCGAUACCAGAGCGAGUUCAAGGAAGCCAGAGAGUCUGGCAUCGCCGAGGUCCAGCGAACACGUGUUUCUAUGCAGCGCGAGAUUGAUGAAGCCAAUCACCACGUCAAUGCCGUUCGCCAAGAACUCGAGGAACAGGUCGCCAAGCUCAGGGCCGAAGUUGAUCAGGCCAACAUUGACGUUGAAACUGCCAAGGCUCAGUCUGAGAUGAUGAUGGAGGAGGCUCAGUCCAGCAAGACCGAUGCCGUUCAAGAACUGAAGCGCAAGCACCAGAACGAGCUCGAGGACUUCCAGACCCGCUGGGAGCGCCAGCUGAGCAACGCUGUCGAAGAUGGCCAGAAGACGGAGCAGCACCUCCUGGAGCGCCUCAGCCUGUCAACGUCCAAGACCGAACAUCUGCAAGACCGUGUUGCACAUCUGGAAGAGAAGCUCGAAAUUGCCAAGGAGGCCGCUCGUGCGGCCGCCCAAGCUGCCAAGUCUGCGGGCGUUGAGCCACCCGCUCAAGCCAAUGCGACAUUCCAGCCAAAGGCUGCGGCGCCUGCCGCACCCCUCGUGUCGAAGGGUUUGGAUCUUCCAGAGAAGAUCUCGCCCCAAGCCCUGCGUGAGUCCAUCAUGGUCUUGCAAGAGCAGUUGCAGGCACGCGAGCAGCGCAUUGAAGAGCUCGAGUCUACUGUCGACAAGCUGGAUCCCGAAGCCCCUACCAAGAUUGCCAAGCGUGACGAUGAGAUCACUUGGUUACGUGAGCUUCUUGCCGUGAGACAUGGCGACUUGCAAGACAUCAUCCUUGCCGUCUCUGCCGAAGAUUUUGACAGAGAGGUCGUCAAGGAUGCAUCUAUCCGUCUCAAGGCCAACCUGCAGAUGGAGGAGCAGGAACGCGAGCGUGCGAUGAAUGGCGGAUCGGCAAUCAACCUGCCCAACAUUGCACAGUCACUUCGGGAGGCUGCUUCGCCUCGUGUAGCUCAAGCCGUCGGUCCCCUGGCUGCGGCCUGGGGUAACUGGCGCAAAUCGCAACAACCCAUUUUCGCGUCGGGCGGACGGAGCGGCAGGCCGUCAACGGCCCGACCUGCUUUCAGCAGCAAUCAUACCCCGUCCCGAUCUACCGCAUCGGCGUCGUUCAGCAACAACCACAAUGGACUGAUGACUCCGCCGGCUUCUGGUCUCCGCCAGACCCCUCCUGUAAACACGGAGGAACCCCAACCAACUGCAUUUCAGACCACUGGACGUCGGUACACGGCCCAGCAACUACAGGCCAGGAAUCGAGGACCGUCCAUCACCGAAGUGCCAUCCGAGCCGAUGCCCCUCAAGAGCCCCCCCUCUCGCCGUCCAUCGAGCCGUUCCCAACAACCCAUGACGCCUCCGAUGAUGCGGUCGAGCGCAUACGACUCGGAUGCUCACCCUGGCGACUUUGACGACACUGACUUCUUCGAGGAUUAA
Messenger RNA from Colletotrichum orchidophilum, 7332 nucleotides. Its product is annotated as myosin class II heavy chain. Gene Ontology annotation, cellular component: cytoskeleton. Bases 1 to 7332 code for a protein of 2443 amino acids. The record is from RefSeq and is a predicted model, not a curated record. The transcript is spliced from 3 exons. Lineage: Eukaryota; Fungi; Ascomycota; Sordariomycetes; Glomerellales; Glomerellaceae.